AUGCAGGUCUGCACUUUUCGUCGUGAAAAGCAUAGCUUCGGCUUGUGGCUCCAGGAGGAGGCGGCCCAAGACCUGGAGGAGGCCCUCCAAGAGGAGAAGCACCAGCUUCAGAAGGAGGCGGAGCAGUUCGAUGCGGAUCUUCUUUGGUUGGAGUCCAGCGUGGACGAGGCGACGCAGGCCUGGCGCGAGGCGCCCUCCGCUCAGAUGAUGCUCGAGGCGCAGGAGGCGGAGAGCAUGCGCCAAGCGCAGGAGGCGGAGGCGCACCUGGCGUCGCUGGGCCGGGCGCUGGCCAAAGAGUUGCAGAAGCACCGGGAGGCGAACCGCAGCUUACAGGGAGCGGUGGAGAGCGAGGAGCGAGAGCUGGAAGGCUACAUCAGGGAAGAGAAGGUGGAGCAGGAGACUUGGGACCGAGAGAGACACACGCUGGCCGAGGAGGCCGGCACCGUGGCGGCGGAGCUGCAGCGCUUGGCCACCGGCCUCGCCUGAGCCGCCUGAGCCGCUUGCGCCGAAGUCCGCGGGGCCGGCUGCGAAGUCGAAGUCAAAACGGUGCA
Molecule: messenger RNA, 551 nt
Organism: Effrenium voratum
Lineage: Eukaryota; Dinophyceae; Suessiales; Symbiodiniaceae
Source: the annotation of a GenBank genome assembly